Messenger RNA from Drosophila yakuba, 793 nucleotides. RefSeq lists its product as uncharacterized. The transcript has 2 exons. Lineage: Eukaryota; Metazoa; Arthropoda; Insecta; Diptera; Drosophilidae. The coding region runs from base 107 to 259 and encodes 50 amino acids. The record is from RefSeq and is a predicted model, not a curated record.
CAUAUUUGUCAAAUUCAUCUCAAUAAUCUAAUCACAUUCCGUUCCCCCUGUUUGCAUACAUCAAAGGCACCAAUUCGGGUCUAAAAUUCAAAAUUCAAAAACAAAUAUGUCCGAUAUCAACUUGACUGCCUAUAACGUCUUUCGCCGCGAACUGGCCAAAAUAUUCAAGACAUUCAACUCGUAUACUCAAACCGAUUUUACUGAGGAAUUUGGCACCAGCACAGACUUCGAUUACAAAGCUGAUUUGGAAACAAAUUGAUUUGGAUUAGGUGCUUGGGGUAGAAGAGGUUUAUCCGAUUGUGAUGGAAUCCAGAGUUACGAAAAGGACUCUGGAACGAUCGCACACCGAGAUCAAUACGGAAUCCAGAGCAAGACCGCGAUUCCCGGACAAUCAGGCGAUGACAGCAUGAUGUUUAGAAUCGCGAUCUUCAUCUGAAUUGGAUGAAUCCGAAUCCCAAACAUCAGGUUACACCACGGAGAGUGGCUACCAAACGGUACCUGGAUACGAGCUCCAUUAACAAUCUAGUUUGCAUGCCAGCAUCCAGAAUCCUUAAGAGUCUCCCCCAGCGGAUUUCCUCUGGGAGAUCACGUGACCAUCUUGAUGCCAAUACUUGAGCAACUGGGGAGCACAUUCACACCGUUAGAUCGGAGGCGCAAAUGGACCAGUGUUCUAUCCGAUAGCAUAUAGCUACAAAUAAUCAUUUUUUCCCCAAAUGUAUAGUGCUUUCUAAUGGAAAAUAAUAAUCUUUUCAGAAUGGAAAAUAAAAAACUUCAACCCCCAUUUUAAGCAUAA